CUGCGGUCCAGCCUUGCGGGGGAGGGGGGGUCUAGGGUUGGAGGCGAUGGGCACCUGGGGCGCGUGGCCUGGCCUGCUGCCGCCGUCGCCGCUGUCGGUGCCAGAGGUUCGUUGUUGGGGUCCGGUGUGAGGUCUGGGUGACUGGACUCGGGCGUGCGGUGGGAUGGACUGGCUGCAGGAUCUAGUCCCCCUGCAGUCAGCAGGAGUAUGAGGCGAAGUGAUGCCAGGCUGGGCGCCCAGCUCAGAACUAGUGACCGGAGCCCUCUCUUUGGACCGAGCGUCGCCAGAGACUGCGUUCCCGAGUUGAGAGCCCUUCUCGGGUUUGGGAUCCCGCUGUGCUGUCGGCGGGAGGUCUCCAAGGACAGAGUCGAGAGGUCACUUCUCACCUGUCAGUGCUGUGGGACAGCAUCGCGGCCGGACCUGCAGAAUCUGAACUAGAUCCGUAAUGCCUCCGGCUUGCCUCUUUCAAGAUGGACGGGAAAUCUGAGGGAGAGCCUACUCAAGUGGUGUCUAAAGUCAAACUUUCCACAAAAGUAGAGAACACAGGACACUGGCUGGUGGAGGAUCAUGCUCGAAUAUGGGAAGUUUUAAAGACAGAGGAGAGCUCGAUUCAGGACUGGGGUGAAGAAGUUGAGGAAGGAGCUGUUUACCAUGUCACCCUCAAAAGAGUCCAGAUUCAACAGGCGGCCAAUAAAGGAGCAAGAUGGCUAGGGGUUGAAGGGGACCAGCUGCCUCCAGGCCACACGGUCAGUCAAUAUGAGACCUGUAAGAUCAGGACCAUCAAAGCUGGCACUCUGGAGAAGCUCGUGGAGAACCUGCUGACGGCUUUCGGGGACAAUGACUUUACUUAUAUCAGCAUCUUCCUGUCGACGUACAGAGGCUUCGCCUCAACCAAGGAAGUGCUGGAGCUGCUGCUGGACAGGUAUGGAGACCUGACAGGCCCAAACUGUGAAGAAGAUGGAAGUCAAAGUUCGUCAGAGUCCAAGGCCGUGAUCCGGAAUGCCAUUGCUUCCAUCCUGCGGGCCUGGCUUGACCAGUGUGCAGAGGACUUCCGGGAGCCCCCUCACUUCCCUUGCCUGCAGAAGCUGCUGGACUAUCUCAAACGGACGAUGCCUGGCUCUGACCCAGAGAGGAGAGCGCAGAACCUUCUCGAACAGUUUCAAAAGCAGGACGUGGAUUCCGACAAUGGACUUCUCAACACCAGCUCCUUCAGCCUGGAAGAGGAAGAGGAACUGGAGAGCGGAGGCUCAGCAGAAUUCACAUGCUUCUCAGAAGACCUGGUGGCGGAACAACUGACCUACAUGGACGCCCAACUAUUCAAGAAGGUCGUGCCUCACCACUGUCUAGGCUGCAUUUGGUCUCAGAGGGACAAAAAGGAAAACAAACACUUGGCUCCUACGAUCCGUGCCACCAUCUCUCAGUUUAAUACUCUCACCAAAUGUGUCGUCAGCACCAUCCUGGGGAGCAAGGAACUCAAAACUCAGCAGAGAGCCAAAAUCAUCGAGAAGUGGAUUAACAUUGCUCACGAAUGUAGGAUCCUGAAGAACUUUUCCUCCUUGAGGGCCAUCGUUUCCGCCCUGCAGUCCAAUUCCAUCUAUCGGCUGAAAAAGGCUUGGGCUGCCGUCCCAAAGGACCGAAUGCUGGUGUUUGAAGAACUUUCAGACAUCUUCUCUGACCAUAACAACCAUCUAACCAGUCGGGAACUGCUCAUGAAGGAAGGAACCUCAAAAUUUGCAAACCUGGACAGCAGUGUGAAAGAAAACCAGAAGCGGACUCAGAGGCGGCUGCAGCUGCAGAAGGAUAUGGGUGUGAUGCAGGGAACUGUACCUUACCUGGGCACCUUCCUGACCGACCUGACCAUGCUGGACACUGCUCUGCAGGACUACAUUGAGGGUGGACUGAUCAACUUUGAGAAAAGGAGAAGGGAAUUUGAAGUGAUCGCCCAGAUAAAACUCCUACAGUCCGCUUGCAACAGCUACUGCAUGACCCCGGACCAGAAGUUUAUCCAGUGGUUCCAGAGGCAGCAGCUUCUAACAGAGGAGGAGAGCUAUGCUCUCUCCUGUGAGAUUGAAGCAGCUGCCGAUGCCAGCACCACCUCGCCUAAGCCUCGGAAGAGCAUGGUGAAGAGGCUGAGCCUACUGUUUCUGGGGUCUGACAUCAUCACUGGGAGCACUCCCACCAAAGAGCAGCCCAAGUCCACGGCCAGUGGGAGCUCUGGGGAGAGCAUGGACUCGGUCAGCGUGUCAUCCUGUGAGUCGAACCAUUCAGAGGCUGAGGAGGGUUCCAUCACACCCAUGGACACACCAGAUGAACCUCAAAAGAAGCUCUCGGAGUCCUCCUCUUCAUGUUCCUCGAUUCAUUCCAUGGACACGAAUUCCUCAGGGAUGUCAUCCUUAAUCAACCCCCUGUCCUCCCCUCCAACCUGCAACAACAACCCGAAAGUCCACAAACGUUCCGUCUCCGUGACAUCCAUUACCUCCACAGUACUGCCUCCCGUUUACAAUCAGCAGAACGAGGACACCUGCAUCAUCCGCAUCAGUAUAGAAGACAACAAUGGCAACAUGUACAAGAGCAUCAUGCUGACAAGCCAAGAUAAGACUCCUGCUGUGAUCCAGAGAGCAAUGAUGAAGCACAAUCUAGACUCAGACCCAGCCGAGGAAUACGAGCUGGUCCAGGUCAUCUCGGAGGACAAAGAACUGGUGAUCCCAGACUCUGCAAAUGUCUUUUAUGCCAUGAACAGCCAAGUGAACUUUGACUUCAUUUUACGCAAAAAGAACUCAGUGGAGGAGCAGGUGAAGCUACGCAGUCGGACCAGCUUGACAUUGCCCAGGACAGCUAAGCGGGGCUGUUGGAGUAACAGACAUAGCAAGAUCACCCUCUGAAAGGGACAGCAUGUCCCUACUCGCCAAAGGCAGAGUGGGGCUACGAACGGCUGUGGUGACUGCAGCCACCCCCCAGUGUUGGGGAUCAUUGGUGACGCCAACAGAUAUUUAUUGAGUUCAGAUGUGCACAAAGCACUGUGGGGAGAGUGGAAGUGAAUUUGGCAUUGAAAGGGUGAAUGAUUCACUGAUGCUCUUGGACCUGGAAGUGAAAUACAAAAUGAUCCACAUUUGAAUAUAUAUACAUAUAUCCACAUGCAUACACACGUAUCUAGUGUGUGUAUAUAAGAAGAACUUUGCAGGAUAUUCUGGGUUAUGAAAAAACCAAUUUGCACAAUGGCCUGGGAAGUUGAGGUCACUUUUUACAGGGAAAUAGAAGGGACUGAGAACCUAGUCUCAUACCUUCUAAAUAAAUAAAAUCAGAUCUACCAUACAGAGUGUUCUUCAUGCCAGUAUUAGAAGUCCAAACUCUAUUUUUGUAAAGGGAGAGGAUUACUUUUUCAAUCACGUGCCAUCCAAUGAACAAAACAAACCGCAGAGGUUGGAGUGGCCACGGGCUGCAUGAAAGACCCCCGCGGGAAGGUUUGGAUGAGUCAGUGGUCUCUGCCCUCUGCCUGCAUUCGCCAGAGCUUCAGAGGCCUGCGUGCCUUGCUGGUCCCCAUCACAAUGCCUCUGGAGUCAACACAAGCUUGUUUCGAUUUCUGGAAACCCUGUUAUUUGUGUGCUCUCCUAAAGAACAUGCCACAGUCAUUACUGCACAAGAAGCCGUGUCCACAGCCUUCAGCCAGAGAAGAAAGUGCAGGAGGAUGGUGACUCGUCUGGACUCUCCUGUCUUGGAGUGCUGCGACUUCAUUGCCUUUCUGAUUGCCUUUUGCAUGUAAAAGUGUCUGUCUGGAGUCUUUUGCCAUUUGGAGCCUUGUACCUCUAUCUUAUGUGCAGUUUGUUCCCCGGGUGUAGACGUUUCUACUGUGAUUGACUGCGUUUGAUCAUUUCAAGCCUGGGAAAGAUUUCGGAGCAGCCACCUCCCAUAAUAACCCCUCAGAAAGUGUUCUCUGCUCACAACAGUGUCUGGUUUCCUUCUUUACUUUUGUAGCAUCCCUUUGCCUAGUCACAGGGAAAGAAGGGAUGGUGUGCCCUGUCUCAGCUUUUCCUCAAAGAGGUGCAUCCUUCUAGAUGGAAACAGUGACAUUCUUCCCUUCCCACCCACACCUGCUCUUAGCGUUAAUGUCAAGUGGCGUUUCUGUCUACAGCAACACCAUCAUGCUUUUGCUUCUGAGCUGAGCUGUGCUGGGGUUUGAGUGAAAAAGCCAUAUGUGAUCAGUUGACAUAUAUAAGAAGCACUUUCAGACUGUUGUCCCCUUUUUUAAGAAAAAAAUUUCCCCAAAUAUCAGUUUUUAUUAAAAAAAAAAUAAAAAGAUGAACCUAGGAUAUGAUGUCCGGAUUGUAACAGGGAACAUUUUAUUUUUUCCUAACAGUGUAUUAUAUACAGCUCCAAAAGGUUGUGUGGGGUUUGUAUUAUUUAAGUAGCCAUAUGAAUUCAACAAGAAACACCAGGAAAAGCUCAGAGAUUUGUGGCAAUGGACCAAAGAGAGAGCGAAGAAGUCAUCAGAUUCCAUUGGUGUUUCCAGGAGACUGGACCGGGCUGUGGAGACCGGCUAGGUGUCAACCAGUCGGAAAGCACUUUCCUUUUGUUGUUGUUGUUGGUGGUGGUGGUGAUGGUGAGCCUUGUUUGGUUGGUGCUUCUGUGCAUAGAGGGGAGAUGGCAAGGAUCACAGCCAUCAUAAGACUGAAGCAAACCUAGCCUCAGCCUGGCUUUCUCAGUGUCAAGGUCAAAAAUAAAUGCGGAGCUGUUGGCCUGGUUUAGGGUGUGGCUCCCAAGACAAAGGUGUUAUGCCCCGUGCUCACCCUGUGUAAUUAUAUGUAUAUGUAGAGACUAGAUUUAUAUUCUGCAGUGUAAAAAAAAGUAUAUAUGUAUAUUUACCUUUUUUAAAAAAGACAGUGGAAAUCCCAAGUGGAUAAAACAUGGCCUCAUUUAUUUAAUGCCACGUUAGUUGUUUUAACUUUGCUUCUGGGUGAACAGCUGGAUGUUGUUUCCAGCUGCUUGCACACUUGUCUUUCUGCAUCUCCAGCAUCUGUUUACCUUUUGGUUAAACUAAUAAACUAGUUUGGGACUUGGUUGGCAUGUGCUGCCAGACCCGAAGGG
Microtus oregoni (creeping vole) is the source of this 5082-nucleotide messenger RNA. RefSeq names its product ral guanine nucleotide dissociation stimulator like 1 (gene Rgl1). Gene Ontology annotation, cellular component: plasma membrane. The record is from RefSeq and is a predicted model, not a curated record. The coding region runs from base 471 to 2882 and encodes 803 amino acids. Gene Ontology annotation, molecular function: guanyl-nucleotide exchange factor activity. Gene Ontology annotation, biological process: Ras protein signal transduction; positive regulation of GTPase activity. Lineage: Eukaryota; Metazoa; Chordata; Mammalia; Rodentia; Cricetidae. The transcript is spliced from 19 exons.